GCGCACGAACUAACUUUGGAGAUCACACCAGGGAAUCUCUUUGCAGGAGUGAACAUGAAUGUUUGUUACUACAGUGUAUCUAGCGGGGAUUUGUGUGUGUUUCUUUAAAUAUUUGUCUCUCUCAGAAAUGAUUGACACCGAUUUUUUGUUGUUGUUGUGAGCUUUGCUUGGGGGCGUAUGGUGGGAGAGUGUCGCUGGCAACAGCUCACUCGUUAGGAAUGAUAAGCGAGGAGAGGGCGGAGCGGUGCAACCGAGACGGGGGGAGCUUCGGCGUGGCUGGCAAACGCCAUGUGCUAAAGUCGCCUCUCGCCAACUUUUCUUCACCAUCCUCCCCUCAAGGCUGGUUGCCGAAGCAAAAAAGAAAAGAAAAAGGCUGUUUGUGGAUGAGGUGGAGAGGGGAGAAAUCUGCACCACUGCUGGCUGUCAUACCAGAGAGAGAGAGGGAUCUCUAACCGCCUGCAAUAGCAGAGCCCAGCGAUGGACAACUCGAUAACUCUGUGGCAAUUCCUGCGGCAGCUCUUGGACGAGAACAAGAACGAUCUCAUCUGCUGGACGUCCAAGGAUGGGGAGUUCAAGCUACGUAACGCGGAGGAGGUGGCGCGACUGUGGGGCAUGCGCAAGAACAAAACCAACAUGAACUACGACAAGCUGAGUCGAGCUCUUAGAUACUACUACGAAAAGAACAUCAUCAAGAAAGUAAAUGGGCAGAAGUUUGUGUACAAGUUUGUGUCGUUGCCGGACAGCCUGGCGAUGGAGUCAGACAGGUACGAUGGUGGCGAGGGCGAGUGGGCGAUGGGCAAGGCCAGGGACAAGGGCCUGUCCUUGCAGCGGCAGCUGAAGGCCACCACCAGGAUCUCCUCGAGGAACGAGUACAUGCGCUCGGGACUCUACUCCACCUUCACCAUCCAGUCGCUGCAGAGUGGCAGCCAUCAGCCCAGGGAGGCCAACGACCACACCAACAACAUGGAGCAGGAGGCCAAAGUCCAUUCCCUUGGGCGUCUUGCCGAGGAGCCCGAGAUGAAUGAGCAAGAGGAGGAACCUCAGACUCGGGCUGACGACGACUCUCCUAUGGAGACCUCUGGCGACCUUUCCCACCAGGGAGAUCCCAAAGUGAAGACGGAGGAGGUGGAAGAAUUGGACUGCAUCAUUGUGGAUUCCAUCCCAGUUGUUGACGAUUUAUCUCGGCCACCGAGCCCUAGUCUGGACCAGGCGGAUAAGAGCGGCAACCUUCAGCCACCCAAACCCAAGAAGCCCAAGGACCUGGAGCUUCCAGCCACACUCCUCACGGCCCAGAAUAGUCCUCCUCCGGAUAAGACUAACCCUGGUCUUCUGAACACGGUGGUCUUCCCUGCCACAAGUGCGGUCACACCGACUCUGAUCACUCAACAUGUUCAGACUCCGAUAAUACUGACACCAAAUACCUUGCCGUCAGCCAUCCACUUCUGGAGCACUCUGAGUCCAAUAGCUCCAAUGAGUCCAGCGAAGCUCUCGUUUCAGUUUCCGUCAGCAGGGAACACCCAGAUCCACAUCCCCAUCGCCAGUAUGGAUGGACUAUCCACGCCCGUCCUCUCGUCGCUCGCCCUCCAGAAACCUUGAGUGGGUUUGGCUGAAUUUGAAGUUGAUGGAGCAGCCAUCACACCUGAUAUCCUCUCGUCAAGAAAGACCUGGAUCCGGAGGUUGACGCGGUGCCAGUGUGGACGGAAGAGACGGGAUCGGACCCUUUGCACAAACAUCUUCAGUUUGAGGACUGACGUGGAGGGCAGUCAAGGAGGGUUGUUGGAGCUCUGCGGUGGAGUGGGAAGCAAGGAUCUCCUCAACCUGAACUUCUGCGGAUUGAACGAUGCACCUGAACCCUUGCUGGUUCAGCCCAAGUUAAUUAAGGGGGAGGAGGGAGGGGAGUGGCCAACAUAUUGACACUGCCAAUAAUAUGCACAGAUAGGGCCAAUUAGAGUACGCAGUGUGGCUGUGACGCUUCACUGACAACUGAGGCUCAGCUGCAGUAAUCCUACGCUGAGGUGGAAGGUUGUGGGAUCAAUUAUGGGUCCUGCCCCAGUGAUCAGAGGAUGUAUAACACCCUCUGUUAGUGCAAGGCAGCGCCAUGCUGUUGGAAGUGCCGACCUCAAGGUUACUUGUUAACUUGAGCACCGCUUGCACGCCAAAGUGGAAGUGGGACAGACAGUCCUUCCUGUAGAAGCAAAGAACUGCAGAUGCUGGUUUAUACCAAAGAUAGACACAAAGUGCUGGAGUAACGUUUAGGCUUCAGAGAAACAAUGCGGAAACAGGCCCUUUGGCCCGCUAAGUCCACGCC
Molecule: messenger RNA, 2308 nt
Organism: Amblyraja radiata (thorny skate)
Lineage: Eukaryota; Metazoa; Chordata; Chondrichthyes; Rajiformes; Rajidae
Product: ETS domain-containing protein Elk-1-like
Exons: 5
Coding region: 478-1596 (372 amino acids)
Biological process (GO): cell differentiation; regulation of transcription by RNA polymerase II
Cellular component (GO): nucleus
Molecular function (GO): DNA-binding transcription factor activity, RNA polymerase II-specific; sequence-specific DNA binding
Source: RefSeq, a predicted model, not a curated record